This is a messenger RNA of Halteromyces radiatus, 2600 nucleotides long. RefSeq lists its product as uncharacterized. Gene Ontology annotation, molecular function: protein binding. Lineage: Eukaryota; Fungi; Mucoromycota; Mucoromycetes; Mucorales; Cunninghamellaceae. The transcript is spliced from 7 exons. Gene Ontology annotation, biological process: cell division. The record is from RefSeq and is a predicted model, not a curated record. Bases 98 to 2509 code for a protein of 803 amino acids.
CCUCCUUUUGACCUUUUGAUUCUUUUUACGUACGAUUAAUUACAACGUUCAACAAUACAAUAUCCAAUUGUAGUAGACCUUCUUUGAUCUUACGCUCAUGUCUUCUCAUUCACCGUCCUCUUCUUCGAAUUCCGUUGAAGUGUGGGUGCUUAUGGCGCUCAUCUACAAAGACAUUGACGAUUUUGAUUAUAAGAAUGCAGUUGUCCUGGCUGAACGAUUGUACGCUGUCGACAAGAUUAAUCAAGAAUACCAAUUAAUAUAUGCCAAAUGUUUAUAUUUACUCCACGAUUAUAAUGGCACUUAUGACGUUUUGAAAAACACUACCUCCAUUCCGUGUCGCCACCUCUUUGCUCGCAGUUGUCUGGAACUUGGUAAUCUUGCUGAUAAAACAGACAGAAAAUCCUAUUUUUGGCAAGCUGGUGUUGAAGCUCUCAAAAGAGCCAUGCAAGAUUAUCCAAACUUGGAAGCAAAACACAACUGGGCUGAUGAUCUCACAAGUGUAGCCCAACGAAGUCAUAUGCCAAGUCAAUCCACUAUUACUAACUUGCUAGGUGAACUAUAUAUCAAACUCGAUCAAGUUAGUGCAUCCGCCAAACAACUUAAAAGGUCCAUUGUACACAAUCCCUUCAAACUGACAGCUUUUACGAAACUAUGCGACAUUGCUCCUGACGUGGUUGAUUUCAACAAAGCUGUAUCACCAAACGAGAUCUUUAAGGAAUUCAACCUUCAUACCACCAAUCUUGACCGAUCUGCCAAAGUCAAUCUACCAUCAUUACCGUUUGAAUCAACCGUUUCUGAUAAAAAAUGUACAUAUCAACACACUGACACAACAUCAUUACCAUCAACAGCAGCAGCAGCAGCAGCAACAGCAGCAUCCACAAUUUCUACAAUAUUCGCAUCUUCGUCGGCUCCAGAUGAUUCACCUUUUCUUACAACUUCUAAUGGUACAACUCCUCAUAUCACCUCAACAAAUGACACGAUACCUACCUCAAUGGAAUCUUAUAUGCCCAUGUUACGAUCAAAUUAUGCUGAAGUCACUUUGGAUCAUUUACGAUCCCUUGUUCGUAUGUCUAUUCAACCUCAACCUCCAACAAUGAUAUGGGAUGAAAAUAUUGAAAGGAGUGAAACCGAAAUACACAAGGAUGAAAUAUUUCAAGAGAUGAACAACAAUAUUGAAAAACAAAGAUUAGAUGAAGCUUUCAAGAACAAACAUGGAUUACACAAGAAACCUCCAGCUGAAACAACUCAAGAUCUCAAAGUGGAACUCAUGGACGAUAUUAAUGAAACUUCAGAUUCAUUCAUCGAUUCAAAUAGUUGGAGUUUAUCUCAUCCAGCGCCACGGCUAACAAGUGAUGUCUCUUCAUCCCCUCCAGUUCACAGCAUUAAGACAAGAUUACGAAAUAAACGAACAACCUCUCCUAGCAAUGAAAGAACAACGAAAAAGCGAUCUACAUAUCCUUUUGGUGUUGUAGGCAACACGACGCAUCAAUCAAGUUUAGAAUCACUAACCCAUUACUUUGUACCUUGGUCUUCUCCUCCAUCACAUCCCAUUACAGCGGGAACAUCAACUCAUAAUACCAAACCAUCACUGGGUAAUACUACGACUGGCACCACAGCAUCUGCAUUAACAACGAAGUCAGCUAAGGAUAGUACAGACCAAAUGAUCAUUGACGCCAUGAAUAAUGUGAUUCGUGUUAUCGGUAUCAUUGCCAAAGGAUAUAUGUAUCAAUCGUCCUAUCGAUGUAGAGAAACGGCUUUAGAACUACAAAAAUUGGAUGAUCAACAAUAUGAUACUGCAUCUGUACUUAGUCUUUUAGGUCAAGCUUAUUAUGAUUCUGGAAAUCAUCAAAUUGCGAGAGUGUUUUAUCGAAGAUCCUUUUAUAUUGCUCCAUGGUAUUGCAAAGGGGUCCCAAUUUAUUCAACAUGUUUAUGGUAUUUGGAAAGGGAACAAGAAUUGAAUCUAUUGGCUUAUAGAAUGAAAGAUAAUCAUACUCAUCGAUAUGAAGGUUGUAUUGCUGCAGGCAAUUGGACGAAAUGUUUGAAACGUGGAAAUGAAGCCAUCCGAUGGUUUCAAAAGGCAGUGGAGUUGGAUCCAAGUCGAUCUUAUGGACAUGCUCUUUUAGGUUAUGAAGAAUGGGAGAAGGGAAAUUGUCUUGGUGCAAAACAACAUUUUGCUCAAUGUAUGAUGGCAAAUAAACGAUCCUAUUUUGGAUGGUAUGGUGGUGCAACAGCGUAUCAAGGCAUGCAUGAAUUUGUACAAGCAAGAACUUUAAUGGAAGAAGCAAUACGGUUACAUCCUCGACAUCCGGUGUUAUUGGGUACCAUGGCCGAAAUUUUAUUUUCAUUGAAGGAAUACAGGUUGGCGUAUGAUUAUGUAUGUCAAUCCUUAGCAAUGCGUGAAAAUAUAUCCAUGGAGCUCCUGAAACGGAAAAUCAAGCAGAAAUUAGAAAGUGUCAUGGAUGAAGAUGAUGAAGAUGAUAUCGUUUCUCUAAAUAGUAUUCAUGUAUAGUUUAGCAUUGUUAUUAGUAUUUAUUCUUCUCUUGUUUGUUUGUUUGUUUGUUAAUAAAAGCCAUAUCUUAUAUAUUUUUAUGUCUUCUCAA